Molecule: messenger RNA, 2165 nt
Organism: Callithrix jacchus (white-tufted-ear marmoset)
Lineage: Eukaryota; Metazoa; Chordata; Mammalia; Primates; Cebidae
Gene: SH3GLB2
Product: SH3 domain containing GRB2 like, endophilin B2
Biological process (GO): membrane organization
Cellular component (GO): cytoplasm; membrane
Molecular function (GO): protein binding
Source: RefSeq, a predicted model, not a curated record
CGCCCCGCGGCCUCCGCGCCCCUCCCUGCGCGCUCAGGGUGGCUCAGAGGCUGCUGCGGGCGGGCGGGUGCGCGGAGGGCCGGUACCCCGCAGCAGGUGGGCGGGGUGCGGGCGGCGGUGGCGUCUGGGCCGGGGGCUGCCGGCUGCGCUCUGGCGGUGUGCGGCGGCCGUGAGGGCGCGCCAUGGACUUCAACAUGAAGAAGCUGGCGUCGGACGCGGGCAUCUUUUUCACCCGGGCGGUGCAGUUCACAGAGGAGAAGUUUGGCCAGGCUGAGAAGACUGAGCUUGAUGCCCACUUUGAAAACCUUCUGGCCCGGGCAGACAGCACCAAGAACUGGACAGAGAAGAUCCUGAGGCAGACAGAAGUGCUGCUGCAGCCCAACCCCAGUGCCCGGGUGGAGGAGUUCCUGUAUGAGAAGCUGGACAGGAAGGUCCCCUCACGGGUCACCAACGGAGAGCUGCUGGCACAGUACAUGGCAGAGGCGGCCAGUGAGCUGGGGCCCACCACCCCCUAUGGGAAGACGCUGCUCAAGGUGGCAGAAGCUGAAAAGCAGCUGGGAGCCACGGAGAGGGAUUUUAUCCACACGGCCUCCAUCAGCUUCCUCACACCCCUGCGCAACUUCCUGGAGGGGGACUGGAAGACCAUCUCGAAGGAGAGGCGGCUCCUCCAAAACCGGCGUCUGGACUUGGAUGCCUGCAAAGCGAGGCUGAAGAAGGCCAAGGCCGCAGAAGCCAAAGCCACGUGUGAGGGAGAUACGGUGCCUGACUUUCAGGAGACUAGACCUCGUAAUUACAUUCUCUCGGCCAGCGCCUCCGCGACAGGGUUUCACCAUGUUGGUCAGGCUGGUCCACCUCUCCCUCUUGCUUGUCACCACUGCUGCACCUUGUCUCUGCCCUCUCUCUCUCUCCUUCCUGCCCUGGGGGAGACCCUCACCUCUAUUCUCUGGAACGAUGAAGUGGACAAGGCUGAGCAGGAGCUCCGUGUGGCCCAGACAGAGUUUGACCGGCAAGCAGAAGUGACCCGUCUUUUGCUGGAGGGAAUCAGCAGCACUCACGUGAACCACCUGCGCUGCCUCCAUGAGUUUGUCAAGUCUCAGACAACCUACUAUGCACAGUGCUACCGCCACAUGCUGGACUUGCAGAAGCAGCUGGGCAGCUCCCAGGGCACCAUAUUUCCAGGCACCUUCGUGGGCACCACAGAGCCCACCUCGCCACCCCUGAGCAGCACCUCACCCACCACUACUGCAGCCACUAUGCCUGUGGUGCCCUCGGUGGCCAGCCUGGCCCCUCCGGGGGAGGCCUCGCUCUGCCUGGAAGAGGUGGCCCCCCCUGCCAGUGGGACCCGAAAAGCUCGGGUGCUCUAUGACUACGAGGCAGCUGACAGCAGUGAGCUGGCCCUGCUGGCUGAUGAGCUCAUCACUGUCUACAGUCUGCCUGGCAUGGACCCUGACUGGCUCAUUGGCGAGAGAGGCAACAAGAAGGGCAAGGUCCCUGUCACCUACUUGGAACUGCUCAGCUAGGCAGAUUCCCUCCCAGGCCCCCCUGCCCCCAUUCUGGCCUGGGCAGGAAAGGAUGGCACAGCCCUGCCACUUACCUUGUUCGUUGGUGACACAGCUGCUCAGGGUGGGAAGAAUUCACCCCAUUCUGUCCCUGCCCCUGGUCACCUAGCUGUGAGGGUGUCUGAGGCUGAAUGGCCCCCACCCCUCCCCUAGCCCUGCUUUUGACCUGUGGCUCUGGAGCCCCCACCCCUGCCUGCAUCCCCCAGCGCCUCACCCUCCCGGCUCUACCAAGGAGGGAGGGACUGGCUGCAGCAGCUGCACUCAGCACCUAGGCCAGGGUGGGGCCGCCGCAGGAAGCCCCGAGUGCACUCAGCUAGAGCCCUGCCUUGCAGUUGCCAAAAGCUGCAGCAGGGGAAUGCGGCAAGGCACACAGGGCUCUGGCAGCCCCUGGGGACUGCGCACUGCCCCUGGGAGGGGAGAGCCUGGCCAGGGCUGGUGUUGGGCCCGGAGCAGCAUCUUCCGGUGCUAUCCUCCCCUCCCACCCCUCACAGCUCAAGCCAAGUCUGGUGGCCGCAGCCUCCAUCUCUCUACACUCACUUUUUAUCUGCUGUUUUUACUUCUGCCUGUUUGCUUUCUAGCCAAUAAAGCCUCCUCGUGUGCGAGUUA